Molecule: messenger RNA, 483 nt
Organism: Microplitis demolitor
Lineage: Eukaryota; Metazoa; Arthropoda; Insecta; Hymenoptera; Braconidae
Product: nuclear factor NF-kappa-B p105 subunit
Exons: 1
Coding region: 1-483 (160 amino acids)
Molecular function (GO): protein binding
Source: RefSeq, marked provisional
AUGGAGUUACUAUCAUGGCUGACCAAUGGACUGAAGGAAAUAUUACUUGAACAAAAUAGCGAAGGGGAGAACUUUUUCCAUGAGGUGGCGCGCUCUGGAAGUUUCUCACUCUUAUCCAGAUUUGCCCCUUACGUCCGUGGAUUUGAUGCUGCGGCAGGUUUGAAUACCCGAAAUCAUAACGGGCAAAUGGCCUUACAUGUUGCGGCAGUUACCCACGACAAAUUAUAUGCAGUGAAAUUGAUUCAAGUUCUAAAAGAGUUGGGAGCUGACAUCAACGGGCAAGAAGGUGCAGAAGGUAAUACUGUUUUGCACUUAGCAGUUUCACAACAAAGAUAUGAGCUGGCAGAGUGGCUGUCCUUUCAGGAAGAUAUCGAUUUGGAAAUUCGCAAUAACGACAAUCUGACACCCUUGGAAAUGGCUAAGAGCAAGAAGGAUAAGAAAAUGAUGAAAAUUUUGAAAAACGGUUACAAUCAGAGACGCUGA